This is a messenger RNA of Adineta ricciae, 2826 nucleotides long. Lineage: Eukaryota; Metazoa; Rotifera; Eurotatoria; Adinetida; Adinetidae. The record is from the annotation of a GenBank genome assembly.
AUGAAACGUUUGCCAAUGCAUUGCGACGAUUUGCCAUUAGAUAAAAGAGUCAAACUUUCAUCUGUUGUUCACAUAAAAAAUGAACUGGAUUUGUUUCGUGAACAGCAACCAGUACUUCCAUCAGCUUCGCAAGAAAUCUAUAUAACAAAACCUUUGAUACAUUCGAUCAAAGAAGAAAAUGAAAUUUUCAACACACUCAAUAAUACACUACCAGUGGAAUAUCAAUCAUGGGAAAAUCUGAUUAUUCGUCACUCGAAUGCAAUUAAACCAGUACCAUUCGAAGAAACGGCUUGGAUACCAUCACACGAAUAUCGAACAAUGGCUGCGUAUCAAAAAGAGAUCUUAGGACGAAAUACUGACUACAUGGAAAAUCUUCGCUAUGAUGAUCGAAAUCGAAUUACUAAUUGGUACUCGAUAUUUCCAUUGAACGACGCUGUUAUCCUGAAGAAUCUAUCGGAUAAUCAAAAUUUUCAAUUUGAUUUGAAUCACAAACUCAAAUACGUCAAUCCUCAACAAGAUCUGACAGUUACUGAACUAGCAAUAGAACCUUCUGUGCUCUCAACUCGUAAAGAAAAAGUAGUAUUUCAGAAGAAAAUCCACUCAUUCAAACAUAAUAAAGAAAGUCGUCUACAUCGUACACGAAAUGUUCUUGCUCGUGUGGGUUUGAGUGGAUUUUUACCUGAUAAUCACAACGAAUGCUACUCUCAUAAUAAGAAUUAUAACGAAUCGACUAAAUCGAAAACGAUUUCAUUUUGGAAUUUAAGCAACGAUCUUCAUUAUGAUGAUAAUUGCGAACAAAGUUUCGUAACGAAACGACAAAUGAACUCAUCACAGAAUCUUGAUUUCGUAUUCUAUCCAGUAUUUCGCACCGUUGAUGAGCUACGUUGUUUUCAUCGUCCGCUACUUCGUUCGAUCGAUCAUCAACGUUGUUGGAUACCGAUUCAAUUCAUAAACAUUGCUACAUCUGAUCAAUCAAUUCGAGUGAAAUCAGAUUUGACAGCUCGGUUUGGCGAAAUCCUUCUGUUUGAAUACAGUGAACAGUAUCCAGUUUUAUUAAAUGAAUCGGGAAUGUUCAGCAAAAUUCGAAUUUAUCUACGGCCGCAACAUUUCAAAGCUGAUACGAAAUCACAUGAGAUCGAUUAUGGCGAGUUAGUUUAUACACAUGCAUCACCUUUUCUCUGGUCAAUUCCGCGUGGCUUCAACGUUCAAACGAUCGAAAACAACAUGUUCAUAGCGCCCAUUUAUCGACAAACGUCUUCGCCAACAGAUUUUCUCGUCAUCUACAAUACGAAAGAUCAGUUUUACAUACGUAACAUCGAUACCAUACAUAUCGUUGGACAACAAUGCCCAUUAAUUGAAGUACCUAUUCCACAAUCGAAACGUGUGAAUUUAUUCCAGCGUGACUUAUUACAAAUCUAUAUCUAUCGAUUAUUUCUACAAAGUAAUGAGAGACCUCGUCGGAUACGGAUUGAAGAUAUCAAACGAGUGUUUCCGCGUUUGGCCGAAUCAUCAAUUCGUAAACGAUUGAAAACAAGUGCAGAUUUCCGAAGAACCGGUAAUUUGAAAGCAUGUAUUGAACUUUCUCUGAAAUGGAUACUCUCUGACUAUUUUUCCGAUGACUGCAAUUCAUGGAUAUUGAAAAAUGAUUUUCGUCUACCAACGGAAGAUGAAAUGCGAGAUCUGAUCAAACCGGAAUAUUGCUGUGCAUACGCAUCCAUGGUAGCAGCUGAACAACGUCUGAAAGAUGCUGGCCUAUGCGAUAAGCACAACGUCGAUUUCGACAAUUAUGACGAGGAAGACGAUCAAUUCGAUUAUCCUAUGGAACUAAACAAUGAAAUUUUAGAAGCACCUUGGAACACGACACGUGCCUAUCUCGGUGCGUUGAAAGGCAAGUAUCUAAUGCAAGCGUUCAGUAUCGGAAGUCGAACUAUUCAAAGAACGAAAACUAACAAUGAUAUGAAGCAUUUACGCCGAGCUGUCACUGGCACCGACGCUGAUCUCCGCCGUUUACAAUUGAAAGACGCUCGAAGAUUAUUAUUGAAGUUCAAUAUUUCCGAAAAAAUCAUCCAAUCGUUAACUCGAUGGGAAAUCGUUGAUUUGAUUCGAACACUUUCCACACAUCAAGCGAAGGAAGGCAUAAGUGAUAAUAUGGUGAAAUUUGCUCGUGGUGCAAAACAUUUCCAAGCGCAACAAUUUGAAAAAUAUAAAGAAAAUUGUCAAAAACAAUUCGAAUUGCAGAAUCGAAUUUUCACGUGUACAAAUGAACAAUCGACGGAUGAUGAGUUGUCCAAUGAUAGCGAUGAACUGAAUGAAAUGAGUCAAUUGUUGGAAAACCUUCUACGAGAAAAUCAUGCAUUACCACUCACUAGUGAACAUAGGAAAAUGUUACACAUUACUCGAACGUAUCUUGAUAAUCAAGGAGAAUCUUAUCAACGUGACGAAUUCAUACGAAAUAACGAUUCCGUCAUUCAAGCCUAUGUUAAAAUUCGACAAAAUAAGAGCGAUAAAUUCAUUAAAACAUACUAUACUCUAAAUGAUAAUGAACGUGAAAAGUUAAAACGUGAACGUCGUCGUCUACAAGAACAACUUCGACGCGUCAAACGAAACGAAGCACGCUAUAAUCAAUAUGAAAAGCAACAAAUAUUAUUACAAAUUCGACAAGAAAAUCUCGCUUUGAUAAAAUCAACUCAAGCAUGUCAAUCAUUAUCAUCUUCACCUAUAACUUUACAACGUUCAGCUAGUAUUCUAUCUAAUUUACAAUUAAGUCUCAGUGAUAAUGAUGAUGAUGACGAUGACAACUCGUCGUCGUCAAAUCUCCACUUUUGA